AAAGAAGAAGAAUGUGCCAGUGAUAUCUACAAACAAAUUUGUUUACUUUAAUUUUUUUUUACAAAUUUUCACAUAACAUCCACGACAAGUUCUAGGCAAACUAAAACCGGCCUUUGAAUAAAAACAAAAGAAACAAGAACUUUAGCAAGAAAAAGUUGACUUUCAGCGCAUUGAAAUCGAUACCGAUAUCGAUAUCAAUACGGGACUCUACACGCUCCCCGCCAACGUCCGUGAGUCAUUCAAAACCGCAGCAAGAAGAACAAUAARCACAACAAAAUACACAAACAGACAGACAGCAAUAGCACUUGCAGGGUAUCGAGCGGAGCCGUUGGACUUACACAUCCAGCGCCUUAAAACGAGUUAACGCGUGCAAUCCAACUACACCAACAACUCCAACAGCAAUAGCAACCUGUUGACCAACAUUGGCACAAAGUUCAUGAAGUCUGAAAAAGGUCUUGACUGAAAUUUCAUAAUCAAACUCUGCUGCCAACAAUAUUUGUAGGCACUUUCAACGUGCUUCGACUGCCGGUUUCACAUUUCAGCUAAAACAAAAGCACAUUUACACAGGCACAUACAUACAUACACACAGAUACAACGCGUCUAGAAUUUCUUGGAUACACUUUAUUUACCUGGCGGGCGCAUUUUUGCGCUCUCAACGCUGACGCUGUAAAAUUUUUGGAUUUUUUGCACUUUUGGUUAAAUAUUUUUCUGCCAGUUUGCAUAAAUACCCAGCAGGCAAACGAAACGAUCAACCUAGACGAGCUGCAAACGUGCCAGGAACACAAGCCAAGCAGAAUAUGGUGGAAUAAGUUGGACAGCAGCAACGGCAACGGCAAAUCAGCAACAGCAACAAUCACAACAGCAACAGGCAGCAACAACACACAAAAUGUCCUCCUCGAUUUGCUCGCACUUCACGCAAAAUGCGUGGAAAAAGGAUUUGUGCUCGAACUGCUUCAAGUCCAAGGAUGAACACAAAGCAGCUGCUGCAGCCGCAGCUGCCGCACAGCAGGGCACUAAGCUGAGCGCUCUCAAGUCAGAUAGCCACACAAAGACUGAUUACCCGAACAAGCACAAAACGCCAGCCAAGAGCAUCAUCAAGAAGGCGUUUGGCGUGCGCCUCACCACAACUAGCAGCAGCAGCAGCAGCAGCAGCAGCAACAGCAACAGCGGCAGCAGCUUCAGCAAGUCGAGCAGCAGCUCCAAGUCAAGCAAGGUUUGCUUUCCCAAGCAGCUGCACGAGAUCAUCGGCUAUGGCGGCGAGUGGUCGGAGGACGAUGACGACGAUGAUGAUCAUGACUUUAUGAAUCUGGGCAACGAGCACGAUGACAUGGCCAUCACGGAGACUGACGACGAGGAAGCCAUCGAACUGAAGCGCAUUACACGCGCCAACACAGACUUCAAUAUGAACAAUGGCAAUCUGCUGGGCGAUGCGCAGGACAACAUCAAGAAGUCAUUCGCUGCCCUCAAGCUGGGCGCGCCCCAGGUGGACAAGGAGGGCAAGAAGCAAACGCUGACGAUCAAUGUGAUGCCCUUUGGGCAGCCGCUAAAGUCAGCUGGCGCCAAGGCAGCGCCGUCCAAGUCAACGGAAACGUCCAAGGCAACAACAACAACAACAGCAUCAACUGCAGCCACAUGCAGCAGCACAGUGACAGCCAAGCCUGUGGCAGCAGCAACGAGCACAACAGUCAAGAGCACCAUUACCAGCACGGCCAACAAGAAGGUGACCACAACACUGACUCCCACGCUUGUGAAGCCAACGGCAGGGGCAGGGGCAGGGGCAGGUGCAUCGGCGCGCGAUGGCAAGGACAGUCCGCCCAUUGAGCGAGCGAUGGAGAAGUCUCUGCUGGACGAAAUCUCCGAGACGCUGCAGCAGAAGCAAAAGCAAAAACAAAACGAAAUCAACUCGGCGGCAGCAGCCACAGUCACAACAACAACAACAACAGUUGCAAGCAGCAGCAGCAGCAGCAGCAAUAGCAGCAGCAAUAGCAGCAGCAAAAUCAAAUUCGAGCUGAGCUCACUCACCGACUCGCCAAAGCCAUUUCUCGACCUUAAAAAAUCCAUUGCGCGUAAUGCGCCCAUAACCAAGGAUCACACCAAGCCAAAGGUGAAUGUGUGCCACAAAUACUCCGACACGGACAGCAACUGCUCGGACUCGGAGAACGGUGUGUCCGCUUAUUACGAUGUGGUCGAGACGCAGCUGAGCUACGAGAACUUGCCCGAUGGCAAGUACAGUGAACAGGUGGGCGUGGCCAGCGCCCAGGCGGAGUCGAAGAGCACGCACUACUCGAGCUCCCAGUACAUAACGGACAUGCUGCUCAGCUCGAAGACACGUGCCGCCAGCUACAAUCUGCACGAGGGCAACUUCAUGACCAGCAAAAUAACCUCAGACGGACUGAUUGUCACCAAAUGCAGCUCGGACGACGCACUGGACUCCACGGGCAGCAGCUUUGACGGCAGCUCCGAUGAGGAGAAUACCUACAACAUGAUACGCAGCGAGUCCGACUCGGGCAUUGGCAUUAGCAUUGGCAGCGACUACAAGAAUCUGCCCAGCGGCGCAGUCAAGGGCAGCAUCGAGCAACGCUCGCUGGUGGAGAAGAAGCUCAGCGCCAGCACCAACAACUCGGACUACGAGGACAUACAGAUUGGCGAUCAGUCUGGCAACCAGGCGGCAGUCAAGAGCCGCGAGCUGCAUGGCGAGCCCGAUGGCAGCGCCGAUCCGGACAACAAGCUGGAGCAGAAUCAGCAAGAGAAGAAGCAGGAGUCAGCGCCAGAGGCGAUGCCACAACAGCUGCCAGCGCUGCCCAAGUCGCCGCCGCCGCCAAUGAAAAUCGACGCGCGYCCCUCAUUCUUGCACGGCCUCAAGAAGCCCGAGCUGCCCGCUAAGCCGCUCGUCAACGUCGGCAACAACAACAGCAACAGCUGCAUUAGCAGCAGCAGCAGCAGCAGCAACAACAACAGCAAUGGCAAUGUUAACAACAACAACUCGCUGUUGAAAACCUUUAUGAUCAAGCGACAGCCCGGCAACGCCGAGCAGCAAUUCAUCAGCCAGCUCCAAACGGCAAUUUCCAAAUCAAGCGAAAAUUUGCUAUUAGCUGCUUCAGCCUCAGCAGCUGCGGCUGAGUCAGCCAAAGAUGAUGCCAAACUUAAAAAAGGCAAAGCUCCCAAUCCGCCACCAGAGCCCAAAACGAGUGCACCGACUACGCCGGAGCGCGAUUACAGUUUGGUAGUUGAAUUCGAGCAGGCAAUAACUGCGGAGUCUGCUGCUGCCAAACCAGCGGAUACUCCAACUAGCACGGAGAAAUCGCCAACAGCAACAGCAGCAGCAACUGAAAGUGUUGCCGGAACACCCACAGCAACUAGAACAACAACUGCAACAGCAGCAGCAACGGCAGCAGCAACAGCAGCAGCAACCGCCACAAUAGCAUCUGGCAGCAGCAGUAAUAUGUAUACCAGAAAGCCGCCUGUGGCAGCCGCUACACCGGUCAUACGUGAAAAGGACAAGCGGGAGCGAGCAGUCAUUAAUCCCAAGUUCCGCAGUCUCAACAAUUUCGUGAUGCAACGUGCCAAUGCAACAAAGCAGCUACAGUUGCAAUCGUCCACCUCUGUGCUGAACCUGAAGCAGCCGUUGACGCCGGAGCCAACGCCGCGCAAUCAGCGGCAUCUGUCCAUGUCCGAGGAGUGCCUGGCGGCGGCUGGCCUAACAGAUGCGAGCAGCAAAUCUUCGAAGUCGCCGAACGCAUCGCCGCCACAGAAACAGAAAUCCAAGUUCUCGAUCAAGAAGUUCCUGCGCAUGGGCAGCAACGGGGGCAAGUCCAGUGAGCCGCUGACCAAGAAGGAGGGCAGCGUCUACACCGAGAUCUGCACGGGCGACGAUGGCAGUGUUGUGGGCAAGCCGCGUCUGGUCAUCAUACAUCCCAUUGACAUCAAUCCCACGGCCGUUGAGGUUGUCAAGGACAUCACGAAGACCAACGAUGCUGUCUCCGCGCAGACGGUAGCCGUAGUCACCGCCAAGCCGCCAGCACCGCCGCUGCGCGCCAGCGAGGGGCAGCGCAGUCAUGAGGCCAAUAAGCCGGCACGCCCACCGCCGCCCAAAAGCGCUGAGCUGCGUCGCAAGCAGAAGACGGAGCUAACUGCCACGCUCAGCUCGAGCAGCGUGGAUUCGGCAAAAAUCAGCGGCAAUCCCAAUGCCGGCGGCUCCAUCAAAUCUAAAGCGGACAAUGUCUAUGCCAAUUUGGGCGAGAUCCGCUCCUCGAUAGCGCCACGCAAGCCGGAGCGCACGGCGAGCAUGCGGGAGCGUGAGGCACAGCUAGAGCUGGUCCGUAAGCGGGGCGUACUUACCGAUACUAUCUCCAUUUGCUCGUCAAACGGUGAGAAUGUAACGGCCGAACAGUCCAAGGUGUGCAACACGAAUCCUUUCGAGGUUGGCAAGCCGCCGGCCAGCUCAGCCACAGCCGGAACACCACCCACUGUCAACAGCCGCACGAGCACAUUCGAGCGACAGCCGAAGAAGGCCGAGACCAAAAUGUCCAUAUCCAGCAAGCUUGAGAUCUUUGAGCAGCGCGCCCAAGGCACAGCCGAUGCCACGGACAGUGCCCAGCGCAGCAGCCUGAAGGAUUCGGUACGCAAGAUCAACAGCACCAUCGAUAGCUACCUGAAGGACAAACGCGACUAUGAGAACAUGUACGAAUUUGUCAAAAUGGGCAAUGGCAACAGCAGCUCGACAACGGCAGCUCCGGCUACGACAGCGGCGCCCACGCCUCCACUGCCGCCCAUUCGCAGCAGUAACCUAGAUCUAUCCGCUAUUGCCGGGCAGCGACUCAAUGGCCGAUCUGCCGGACGCAACAAUAUCUACUCGGAUACGGCUUCCAUAGCUAGCUACACGCGCAGCGAGUACGGUCCCGUACGCAACUACGGCCUGAACAGCAGCUUAGCCAACAUUCCACGCGUCAUCUCGGCUUCAUAUGCGGGCAGCGAAGUAGGUGACCUCGACAUCUACGCACCCUACAGCUACUACGGCAGCGAGGCUGGGGGAGAUGUGGCUGCGGACAUCAACGACAGCGUCUGGGGCAUGCCAACGGGCAACAAGAACCGCAGCAAGGCCACGAAUCGUUUGCGCAUGCGCAAGGGACGCAGUGUCGUGCACAAGAACAUCGAAGACAACUACACAGCGGUUGUAGUGGCCAAUCAUGAGGCACUUGCCCAGGUGCUCGAUCAGCUUCAACAAACGCCUGUUGUGCCAGCUUCACUGCGGCCGCUGGCCAAUGCCAUUAACUUGCGCUACGAGGACUUUACCAUUAUUGAGGGCGCUCAGGCAUUUGUCGUGGGCAAGAAAGCCUUCCAUGCGGCACUGUGGACCACAUCGCCCGUGACCUUGGCCCUGUCGGCUGACUGUAAUCAGCUGGGGGGCGUUGGGGGCGAGCUGAGCCAGCUGACGGGAGGCGUUUGCGAUGUGCUCAAUCCCAUAACGGAGUUCUGCGACCUGGUUCCCAGUUACCAGCUGCCACUGAUGCCCACAACGGAGGUGACACUGCUACAGGCCACAAUAUCGGUGCUGCCCAGGCUUCAGCUGGAGACGCUGCAAUCAAUCGGAUCCAUACUGAAGGGCAAGUCCCAAGUGCUGGACAAGAGCAACUUUAACUUCCGAGGCUCGAUACCAAAUCUGAAUAGCCUGAAGGAUGCAGCUGGUGGCAAUGCGCUACGAAAUGUGGUAUCCGUGCAGAACCUGAGCACAUUGAAUGAGGAGUCGACGUCGCCUGGCAACACGGAGGCCAACGAUGGUGAGGAGAUCACAGCCACGCCCCAUGCAAUGCCCGCCUUCGAUGAUGUCAUGACGCGUGAGGUGGCAUUCAUAAUGCUGCAGCUGGUCAACGGCAUGAAGAAUCUGCAGGCGAAGGCCAUUGAGGAGACCCCGUUGAGCCUGUCGAAUGUGGUACUCUCCAAGGAUAUGGAUAACAAGGAUGCGCAGGCGCGCCUCUGUGUCUUACAAGGCAAUAACAACGACGACGACGAGCCGAUGGGUACGCUAUGCAAGUGCGCUCACAGCGCGUUGACCGAGAUGCUGCCCACCACAAAGAUUACGCCCAUUCUGGCCGAUAUUUUGCAACAAGAGCGCGCCGAAUCUCUGUCCAAGGCCAAAGCAGUGCUUGAGUUUGUGCUCUGGGGACCGUCGGAUGUGGCGCUCUCCGGCACUACAAAGGAACGUGAACUCGCGCUGCAGCGCUGGCUGGACCUGGAGCGGGCUACAGUGCUGCACGGCCUAGUGCGCACGCGCGUCGAGCUGACCGUCUACGAUGAGUGUCAUCUGAUGUUCCUUGUGCGCUCAACGGCCAAAAUGAUGAACGACGCAGCCAAAAUUGUAUGCAGCUAUCAGCAACAGGCGUCCCAAUGAACAACGAACAACGCCGACUUAUCAUAGCCUUAUAUUUAUUAUCCCAGAUUGUCAUAGGCUCGUAGUCCUCUGAGUUGUAGUUUAGGUAUACUUUGAAAUGUUGGACUUUAAUGUCCCAAAGAGACAUAUUCGAUACGUGAAACUUCAUACAUAUGAUCGAUUUGGUAUUUAUCGAAUACUUAGUAUGAACUAUCCUUAAAACGAUUUAAACGAUACGACAUUAACCAUAUACAUACAUAUGUAAACCCCAUUUUGCCAAGCGUGCCAAAUCGAACAACGCAUGGAAAUUAACUUGUAAAAACGUUGUCUACAGUGAAACUUGAAUUAAUUGUAGUAUACUUGUACUUCUAAGUUAUUCUAUGCGACUAUUUAUAAAUGACAUAAAUUACAUACUUAUACGUAAUAACCGUUAAAAACUUUUGAAAGUCUAAUAUCGGUUUGUAAAGGAAAACAUUGGUGUUUGUUUUAAAUAUACAUUCGAUACGAUAUUGUAUACCUAUCAAUAUUC
This is a messenger RNA of Drosophila arizonae, 6896 nucleotides long. RefSeq lists its product as uncharacterized. NCBI's taxonomy places the organism in Eukaryota, Metazoa, Arthropoda, Insecta, Diptera, Drosophilidae. The record is from RefSeq and is a predicted model, not a curated record.